AUGAACAAGUCAGAACGAUCCACAUGGAAGUCAUUGCAGUAUGGAUGCGUUAGUGGAGUAAUUAGUACAAUAAUUUGUCAACCGUUGGAUGUCAUGAAAACACGUUUACAAACCAAAGUUGUUUUUGGAUUGCCUCCAUUGGGAAUUGUACAAGCUAUGGGACAAGUUUACUCAACCAAUUCUACAAUCACUGGUGGUUCCACAUCUUUACCACGUGUUGUACAAGUUUGUGGGAGAUUGGGAAAUUUUUGGACUGGAACAUAUCCUUCUUUGUGGCGUUGUGUUCCGGGAGUUGGUGCUUAUUUUAUGUGCCUUAAUGCUUUGCAAGAUGUAACAGAUAGAUGGAAUAUCCUAACGCCUACUACUGCAUACACACCGAAAACUGCUGUCAAAUCGUUCAUGUUAGCGUUUACAGCUCGUGUAUCGUAG
Messenger RNA from Trichobilharzia regenti, 429 nucleotides. Lineage: Eukaryota; Metazoa; Platyhelminthes; Trematoda; Strigeidida; Schistosomatidae. The record is from the annotation of a GenBank genome assembly.